CGGGCGAACUAGUCCGCAGUGGUACCUUUUGAUCUUCCCCCAUAUGAAUCAUUCAUUAACGACUAUUGUUCUUCCGGCCUGAGCCUUACAUGACAUUAUUAUUCAUGGCCUGACCCAGUCAGUCACUACUGUCUCCACUUUCUACCUAGGCAGCAUGUUCAGCUCUCUCUUCGUAUCGACCGAUUAAUAGUUUUGUGCUCUUUCUUUUCCCCCUUCAUCCGUCGUCGCCUCUCUUGGUUAUCCGUCCGCCUUGUCCACCAUGGCGUCCGUUCCGGGAUACUCAGCUGCGGGCAGAACGCGAUCGUCUGAAACUCUCAUGUCCUCUGCCCGGAGUGAGACAACCUCUAGCGAUCAAACCGGUGAUUCGUCGCCUGAGUCGAUCGAGGACACCGAAACUGUUUUUCUCAACAAGCCUGUCUCGUCAAGCGAUGAUGUCUCUAAUACCCACACUCCUAACAAAUCUCCAAGCCGGGCCGUAACACCGGUGGACUCGUCGAAUUUUGAACCGCGCAAAUGUUGGAUUUGCUAUACAGACGAGACGGAGGAAUCGCCACUAAAUGCAGAAUGGCGUUCGCCGUGUCCCUGUGCAUUGACAGCUCAUGAAGCUUGUCUCCUUGACUGGCUAGCGGAUCUCGAAAAUCCCCGGUCCCGCAAGCGCAACGGCAGUCCGGCGAAAAUGGUUUGCCCGCAGUGCAAAACCGAAAUCGUUGUGUCACGUCCGAAGAGUAUGAUCGUCGAUGUGGUGCGUUUGUUUGAGAGGCUGGCAGGCCGGCUGGUGCUCCCAGGAAUGGUCUUUACACUGGCAGGUACCGUUUGGGCUGGGUGCUGUGCGCAUGGCGUCUAUUCGAUGUACUUUGUCUUCGGAACGGAAGACGCACGACAAAUACUAGAAGAAUCGGUGGAUGGUCCGUGGAAUUCUGGUAUUAACAUAGGACUGCCCCUCAUUCCACUGGCGUUGAUCUUUUCGCGGACCCGUUAUGCUGAAGGUCUCCUCCCUGCCAUCCCCGUUCUCUUUUUUGCCACCCACAACCCGGGCCAGGAAACAGACCUCGACCUUUGGCCACCAAGUGCCGCUAUGACGUUUGCCGCACUUCCUUACGUGAAGAGCUUUUACACUGCAAUCUACGACAGACUGUUUGGUAACCUGGAGAGGAAGUGGAUCGCGGAAGUACAGCCCCGUGCGGCAGAUAUCAAUGAGUUCGAUGACAACGCUCCGCAGGAGCAAGAUAGAGCAGCUGGUGAAGCGGGAAAUGGUCAGGUCUUGAUGGAGAUCGACCUUGAAUUACAGGUUGGAAUGGGCCACGACGAUGAACCGCACGGAGCCCUUGGAAUGCAGGCGGGCCAAAAUAACGCAGCUGGAGGUGGCGCGGGGGCACAGGAUGGACAAAACCAAGGCGCUGGACAGAAUCUGGGACUCGGGCGACGGGACGACCUCAUUAAUGAAACGAGCAACCUCGCAGACGUAGUUCUCGGAGCACUUAUCUUCCCUGCGGUUUCGGCAUCCAUGGGAGGACUUCUCAAAUAUGUCUUGCCAAAAUCGUGGACAACCCCAAGCUCAGUGUUGGAUCGAGCCCGACCGGGACUGCUUCAGACCAGAUGGGGAAGAAGUGUGGUUGGCGGGUGCGUUUUUGUCUUGUUAAAGGACGCCUUGGUUCUCUAUUGUCGGUGGAAGCUGGCACAGACGCAUCGAAAGCGCAAGGUGCUGAACUACGAUCGAACGAAGAAGCAAGUUGGGAGACGGUAGACGGCUGCAUAUCUUUCUCUAAUCUGGUGGUGGUUACUUCGCACCCACUCUUUCAUGAUAAUGGGCGUAAUGAUGCAUCCAAAGGGCGUUUUCAAUUUUCGGGGGUUUCUAUUUCUGGGGAUAUUUUGCAAUGGAUACUAUUCCCUCCUUUCUGUUUUUUUAUUUUUAUUUUUUUUUUUUUUUUGGCCAUACCAUGCUUUCUAACGAUGAGCAAAUUGCUUUUGACAAGGUCUUUUAGGCUUGAUAUCUCUCUUUCAUAUUGUGCUUUUUCAAGGAAACCCCACAUGGACACUUAAAAUGGGUCAUUGGCUAUUAGUGGAAUCUAACAAUCAAUUAUUUUGAAUUGCUAGCAGUGAUAAACAUGUAGAACGAAGCAUCUGUAGAUCUGUUACUCUGUAACCU
Molecule: messenger RNA, 2146 nt
Organism: Aspergillus wentii DTO 134E9
Lineage: Eukaryota; Fungi; Ascomycota; Eurotiomycetes; Eurotiales; Aspergillaceae
Product: RING finger domain protein
Exons: 1
Coding region: 260-1744 (494 amino acids)
Molecular function (GO): zinc ion binding
Source: RefSeq, a predicted model, not a curated record